Molecule: messenger RNA, 3236 nt
Organism: Acanthaster planci (crown-of-thorns starfish)
Lineage: Eukaryota; Metazoa; Echinodermata; Asteroidea; Valvatida; Acanthasteridae
Product: E3 ubiquitin ligase Rnf121-like
Biological process (GO): ERAD pathway
Cellular component (GO): Golgi membrane; endoplasmic reticulum membrane
Molecular function (GO): ubiquitin protein ligase activity; metal ion binding
Source: RefSeq, a predicted model, not a curated record
UUGUGCAUGUCUGGGAGUCAAGAACAGAUGUACAUGUACGUUAUGUCGUGUAUGUGCAGAUGUCAGGAAGUCGAGUGCAACCCCCUCCCCCUCUGCUCAGCGGAGAAAAGACACGUUGCAUGGACGAACAAUCGCAUGCCUUACUAUCCUUUUAUCAAAGCGUUAACUGUACGCGUAACUGUGACUGUAUUGCAUUUAGCCUUGUAGGGUGAUCUUUUUCUGUUCCAGUCCCCAUAUUCGCCUUGUGUGGAAGGCUAGUGGUUGCGAGACCCAUGCGAGAACAGAAUGGCGGAACCUAUUGAAUUGAAGAUGGAGAGUGACAUUAAAAAACCAGAUACCAAUGAAAUAAACAUAGUUAAACCAACUGUUCCUCUUGACUUGUCCAAAUUGUCUGAGAAGGAAAGAUGGAAGAUAGAGCACCAGCGUCUGCACGAGAAGCACAAAGGCCACGAGGCCAUGCACGCAGAGAUGAUCCUGAUCCUGAUCGCCACGCUGGUCGUCGCGCAAGUCCUACUGGUCCAGUGGAAGACCAGGCACUUCAAAUCGUACCAGAUCGCUACGCUGGUGGGCAUGUGGGCAAUACCGGUCUAUUUCUGCUUGACUCUCCACUGGUGGCGAUUCCUGGUCAUCUGGACCAUCUUCUCGCUCAUCACAGCCUUCAUCUCCUACAAGGCCACCCGCAACCCCUUACCUGGAACAACACCAAGACUUGUGUACAAGUGGUUUUACACAAUCUACAAGAUCAGCUACGCUCUGGGUGUCUGCGGGUACACGGUCAUCAUGUGCACCUUCCUCAACCUCAACCUGCUCUUCCUGAUUCGCACCGACAGGUCCAUGGACUUUGGCCUGGUCUUGCUGUUCUACGGACUGUACUACGGGGUGCUUGGGCGGGAUUUCGCCGAGAUAUGCUCGGAGCAAAUGGCGGCUCGCAUAGGGUAUUACACAAAGUCAGGGCUGCCAGGCCGAGCUUUAGAGGAAAACAUCUGCGCCGUGUGUGGCCAGAAGAUUUACAUACCCGAUGAGGACGAAGAAGUGGUUGAACGAGUCUAUGAGCUGACGUGCAAACACAGAUUCCACGAGUUCUGCAUACGAGGCUGGUGCAUUGUGGGUAAAAGGCAAACCUGCCCCUACUGCAAGGAGAAAGUGGACUUGAAAAGGAUGUUCAAAAACCCAUGGGAACGGCCGCAUGUCAUGUUCGGUCAGCUUCUGGACUGGAUUCGCUACCUCGUUGCCUGGCAACCAGUCAUCUUUUUAGUGGUCCAAAGCAUCAACUAUGUAUUAGGGCUGGAGUGACAGUUCAGGAGAAAUGCAGUCGAAAAGUUUGCCAUUUCAGUGAAGUACUUUGUUGGGGUUUAGUUUUAUACAGUACCUACAUAAAUCCUUGACAUAUAAUGGAUGGAGUGAUGAUCACAUGUCAUCGAAUUAUUUGUUGUAUUCAACAGCACCCGCUGAAUAGAACUUAAUAUUUCAUUCUGGAAAAGAAAAGAAAACAAAUAAUGUAGGGACAGGAACCAGUCUAACAGUGCAUUGUAUUAGUAAGCACUACCAUUGUGGUUGCUGUGCUUCAGACGCGAUUUUCUUUUGCAGGAUGGCAGAGGUAAAUACAUGAGGACCAUUUGUUCCAACAGGAAAGGGAUUUAUGCAGGUGUCGUUUAAAACAAACACUGUUUCACAUUCAUGCAAUAGUAAGAACAUUUUCAUUCGUUGACAGAUGAAAUCUUCCAUUCUACUCAGCUUUGCCUCAUGAAAUGGAACACUUCAUCUCUCACCUCAGGAAAUUAUCCUUACCAUUGCAUUUAUGAAAUUAUUUGUAUAAGACAUGUUGUUUCCCACACCCUGUUUGUCUCUGUGUCUGUCUCUCUGUGUCAUUUUCUGGGCAAGACCAAGUCUGAGAACAUUUUAUAUCCUUUGUAAUGAAAUUUCAGUCCAACAGAGGUUUUUCCUCUGGUACCAUAGCCCUAAAAACAUGAUGUCUCGUUUUGUUUACGUACAUGUACGUUCACUUUCCUAUGGGGACUCAGUGGAUCGUGUCCAACCUCACUGCCAUGAAAGCUCACAUGUGAAUGAAGUGUGAUGUCAUCAUCUUACCAGUCUCUUGGUGCCCAUUUAUUCUCUUGGACAGAAGGGUCAAAUGCCUUGCUCAGGGACACGGGCCAUGGCCUUCAGUGGGAAUCAAACCCAUGACUCCUCUGAAUAAGAGCCACAAGCCCUUAUGGCCCUGUGGGACGGCUCAAACUCUUCAAAGUUUAGAAAAAAAAUUGAAAUCUGUUCUAGCUUUCCAUAUCCAUCUCCUAACCACCUCCACCCCACCAACCCCCCCCCUUUGAACACAUCCUACAGUAUCACUGCCCAACUUACAUGCACUGACAAUGAACACAGGGCUGCACUCGAAAUCUCCAUCUGGCCUUCUCACUUCUAAACCCCCACUUAUUUUCAGAUGCCCCGUAGUGUUAUCUAAGUGUGGUGUAAAUCUUAUGCUUUAUGGCAAAUAAUUGAUGUUAAAGGUUUUGUUAUGUGGUUGUCAUAUAUUGUCUCCUAACUUCUUGUGUAGCAACUAAUGCCUAAUAUUAUAAAAUACCAUUAUUAAUCCCAUCCUUGAAGGCCAGUUCAAACUGAAACGUGUCAGUGUAAGAGACAGCUUUCUUGUGGCGUUGGCUUCAGUGUUUCUCUCCAACUCAAAUGUUUUUGGCUGGAAAUGUUUUGUGACGUCGAAUUUGCUUCACUUUCAUGUUCGCCUUAAAUCGAGCUGGCCUUCACUAUGCUCAGUCUGGUAGGAGAUGUCUUUGUCCCAUUAUGAUAUUGUUUUGUAGCAUUUGAGGGAAUUCUAAAAGAGGAUGGGCCAGAUAAGCUCCCGGACAUGUGGUUGUAUCUGUGAUGUCUCAGUGCCCAAGUUAUGGUGGCCUUUUUCACAAGUCGACCAUAUUGAGGUAAACGCGAGGUUAGUUUCUUUAAUUUGGGAACCUGAGAAUAAAAAUGAAAGCAAUGAAAUGAAAGUUCAUUACAAAGUUAUAUUACCCCUCCCCCAAUAAAUAAUUCUUAACUCUUAAUUAAUUAUAUAGUUUUAAACAGGAAGGAAAGUGAGGCAUGGAACCUCCAAAUAGUCUGGCACUCUCCCAUUUAGCAGAUUACAUUAAUAAGUUGGGUUUAGGGAACAUGAUCUAAAUGGCGUCCUUGUAUAAAUAAAAUGUGUCUUUCCUCCACGGUCUGUCACAAAGGCCGAGUCCGAAACGGGCUUA